UUCAAACAAGAUGGUUUGCAAAUGUUUGCUGAUUUGAGAGAAUAUAUGAAACAGUGAAAGACAUGCUUGGAACGUGGAAAGUUUCCUAGAUUUACCAUACAACAAACUAGCCCUGGUUCCAGACAGGCCCUUAAGUUGCAUAGAGCAAACUGUUCACUAGGGGUGGGCAUAAAAACCGACGAACCGAAGCCGAAAAAACCGAAUUUUCGGUUUUUGUUGGUGCUACAGUAAAAUUCGGUUUCCAGUUAUACUAACCAAAUUUAAUUCGUACAGUUCGGUUUUAUACCGUAACCGAAACAGAAACCGAAGUAAUGUGAUCGUACACGCAAACCGAAUUCAUAAAAAAACCAAACAGUAGAAACUGACCGAAUGCCCAGGCCUACUGUUCACUGCUGCAGUUCCACCAAACAUGUAGAUAUACUGUACAAAUGCGUUGGUCGGUGGGUUGUGCUUGUUUGGCAUCCAGAUUUUUUCGAGAAAACGCAAAAGAGUUUGCGUUUCAUUUCAUUGAACAGGAAGAGAACAGCAGUACAGGUACAACCUCCCAAGAGGAGGGACACACGCACACACAUCAUCGUCCUCACCAAACGAGCAGGCGAGGAGGUGCUACCAACUACAGACUGCAACUACGAAAGGUCUAGCCUUGUCCAGCCUCCAACCAUGAACGGCGAGGUAACUAGACUCAGAGCCUCAAGGCCGCGUCACAGCCAUUGCCAGGCGCCUCCAAAGAAGACCGCAUCUCCAGGGCUGUCCAGGCCAACGUACCUUCCACCCAUAAGGGCCUAAGAGACGGCAGGUGGAUGGCAGGACCCAUCCAGGACUAGUGAAGUCAUCGUCUUGGACAUGCCGGCGCUGGCGUACAUAGCGCCCCGGACGCCCACGCUCUAUGCUGAAGCCCUCAUCACAGCAUCGCAUUACCAGCAAGCCUCGCCGGAAGACCGAGGAGGCCACCAUCUCCAGCUGCCGCAUCGGGGACUCCAAGUGCGACCCAAACAACGCCUUCAAGAAGGGAAUGGCGCUGAGACGCCACCGCUGCCUUGUCCAAUGAACUGGACCAAGUGUUUCCCCCGGUGCUCGAGGAGAGGGUCAAUCUGGGCCAUGACAGAGCCUCCAUGGAGGUUACGGCACCCUCAGGUGUCGCCGUUGUCAGCGCAGGCCAUCGUUCGCCCCGGCCCAAGACCAGAACCCCAAAUACCGUCGAAGCAGAGCAGACAGGAGAUGGGGAAGCAGACUGCCGGAGAGGACCAUCAGCACCAAGAGGGAAACCACGUUUCGUCACCGUCGAUGUAGGGAAGUACCGGCCAGCGCAGAGCAGCAGCCGCCAGAUGGCUGCCAAACAAGGCCAUCCACCGCAGGGGGUCGCGUCGAGCAGGGGUAGUGGCGCCGUCGCGGGGACCUGCCACCUGCACCUUGCUGCCGCCGACCAUGGCCGCUGCCGCGGUGACCCGCAGCCUCCGCCACCUGGAUCCACCAGGGCACAGCCAAGCAGCCGCAGCCGCACCCCCAAAGGGUCGUGCCGCGCUGCCCGCGUGCUCGCCACGCCAGGUCCAGAGGCCCGACCCUCUGGAUCUGGGGCCGCCGUCGCGAAACCCUAGGUCCGGAGCAGCACGGCUCCGUCAGCCUCGUCGAGCCCCACGCUUGAGGGAGGAGGCAGCCUGGGAGCGAAGUCCCGCCACCGCCGGAUCCGCCAGGGCUUUGCCCGGCGGGGAGCACCGGCGGCGGCAGGGGGAGGGGGGAGGAGGAGGGAAGGGAGAGCUCGAGGCUGCGUCGCCUCCCGUGUCGCCCGUGGGGAGGGCGACGCGGGGGAGGGGGGGGGGCAAAUCUGCAGUGAGUUGGCAUCCAGAUCCUAGAUAUCGUUUGGAGCAUGGGAAUUUUCUUGGAUUCCUGUGAGGUUUGAACUAUUUCCAUGUGAAACUCGUGCAGAAUCCGUGAAUCCUAAAUAACAACAACACUUUUAUUGCUAUUGUAAGCUAAGUGUUAAAUUUAUAAAAACCAGUAUGGCACUAAAUAUAAACUAGACUAACGCCGAUACUCUUAAAAGCCAAAUCGUCCAGUUUUUUAUUGCCGCACCUUUGUACUGAGUUUUUCUGAAGAACAUUUGUGAUGCCGUGUAUCUGUAAAUUUUCUUCAAAUUA
Messenger RNA from Triticum urartu, 2135 nucleotides. NCBI's taxonomy places the organism in Eukaryota, Viridiplantae, Streptophyta, Magnoliopsida, Poales, Poaceae. The record is from RefSeq and is a predicted model, not a curated record.